This is a messenger RNA of Nerophis ophidion (straightnose pipefish), 3571 nucleotides long. Its product is annotated as SUN domain-containing ossification factor-like. The record is from RefSeq and is a predicted model, not a curated record. Bases 150 to 3371 code for a protein of 1073 amino acids. Gene Ontology annotation, cellular component: cytoplasm; membrane. Gene Ontology annotation, biological process: protein folding in endoplasmic reticulum; regulation of bone remodeling. The transcript has 24 exons. Lineage: Eukaryota; Metazoa; Chordata; Actinopteri; Syngnathiformes; Syngnathidae.
GUUGUGAUUGGCCAGUCAUGCGGUGACGUCACUGACAGUCAGAGCAUGUUGUUUGGCUGAGAGUGGAGUUAGCAUUAGCUUUAGCAUUAGCAGGUGUAGGGCGAGGAAGAGGAGGAUGUGUGUCCCGGCCGAAGAGGAGAGGGAUAAAGAUGACCGCAUGGCCAACUCUGUCGCUCUUUCUACUCUUGGCGAGCUGCUAUGUGGCCCGCAUGGAGCUGGAUCAUGUGCCUCCACAGGACAGUGGUGUUCUGGAAGAGACAGGAGAACAUCAGCACCAGGAGGAUGAGGACUUGGCGGCGCUCCCCUCGUCCUUGUCUACCAAGGAGCUGGCAACAGGAGACCAUGAAGAGAAGGAGCAGACUCUUUCACAGGCCUUGGGUCCAGAGCCCACAGGGGAUGGUGUGUCAGAGGUCCACAACGGGACUUCACAUGCACAAACGGAACAUGAGCAAAGCUCAGAAGAGAGCAGCCGUCCUCAAGUUCUAGAACCUUCUGCUUCAGUGUUUGGAUCCACUGCUGAGGAGAAGGACAGUCCUGGUGAGGACAGCACAGUCAGUGUUUCAGAUGGUGAAGGUCACCUUGACUCGGCCUUGUCUCCAGCUGACUGUGAAGAAGAGUCUAACCCCUUUGAUGAGGACAGACUUCCUCCCCUCAUCCUGGAGAACAUGUCCAACGCUCACGCAGCUGGUACCAAAAGUCACUCUGACCCCUCUGCGGGGUCUCAGGCGGCUCAGCACCAGGAGGGCAACGUGUCUCACUCUCUGCAGGAGGACGACCAGAGUGCUGGGGACCCGGACCUCAGCGGGACCGGCAAGGACCCGGAGGAAAUCCCCACAUUCGAUGAGUGGAAGCGAAAAGUGAUGGAGGUGGAGCAAGAGAAAACUCAGUCUACACACACGUCGACUAGCGGGGGCUCCAGUGUGGUCAAGAAGGUCCAAAAGAAUUUCAACAACUACGCUUCUGUGGAGUGUGGGGCCAAGAUCCUGGGUGCUAACCCAGAAGCUAAGAGCACGUCGGCUAUCCUGAAGGAGAACAUGGACUUGUACAUGCUCAAUCCCUGCAGCAAUAAGAUCUGGUUCAUCAUCGAGCUGUGUGAGCGCAUCCAGGUCAAGCAGUUGGACAUGGCCAACUUUGAACUCUUCUCCUCCACACCCAAAGACUUCCUGGUCUCCAUCAGUGACCGGUACCCCACCAACAAAUGGCUCAAGCUGGGAACCUUCCAAGGCCGUGAUGAACGCAUCGUGCAAAGCUUCCCACUGGAUGACCAUCUUUAUGCCAAAUAUGUCAAGAUGUUCACCAAGUACAUGAAGGUGGAGCUGCUCUCUCACUUUGGAUCCGAACAUUUCUGUCCUCUCAGUCUCAUCAGAGUGUUUGGCACCAGCAUGGUGGAAGAGUACGACGAAAUAGCUGAGCCUCAUGUGAGAGCAGAAGAGCAGGAUGAUGACUUGGACUACCCGUCUGGAUAUGGACCUGGUGAAGUCAAGCAUUCCAAGAACAUCAUUGGCUCAGCCAAGGAUGUCAUCCUGAACAUGGUCACUAAUAUUGCUGUCAAUGUUCUCGGGGGCAACCCGGACAUGCAAGGAAACAUCUCAUCCCAGGAUGGAAGUCAUGUGACCACUCCAACUCCCAUCACAGACCCAACUACCAAUCCUGAGUUGGAGGAGGCAGCCGCCUCUCCAGAUGUGGUCACCACUGAACCUUCAGCUCCACACCUUCUUCCUGACAAUGUGAGUCAACAUCUGCAGGAGCAGAUUGUCAUCCCUUUAGAGUCGGAGGAAGAGGACUCCAUCGUCUCCACAAUAACCCUUUUGGAAAAAGAGGAGGAGCCGGAUGAAGAGCGGGAGGAGGAGCAUGUGUCUUGUUGCUGUGCAGACUCCCUCCAGGAGUAUCUGCAGCAGCAGUGUUUGCUGCUCCUCUGCAGGACCGCCACACCUUUGCCACAGCCCCCAGAGGACAAACAUCAGCCCCGACAAGAAGAAGAAGAAGAAGAAGAAGCUCCUGCCAGGGAGCCAGGAAGUGGAGGCAGCCUACCUCCAGAGAAGACUGUCAUAGACUCUCAGGAGCACUCCAUCAGCCAGCUGGAGCCCAGCCUCAGUCUGCUGGAAACACCUUGUGUCGGCCCAGAAGAAGGCCAGGACAUUGUUCCCCUGGCACCAGUCCCCUCUGACAUGGCUGGAGAAGAUGUUCCUGCCCCCGAACCCCCGCACACACUCCCAGACCUCACAGAAGACUUCUCCUCCAGCGGCCUCCCGGACAUGUACGCCGAGCCUCCUAACACCACGGACAACAACCUGCUGCACACCGCCGGCCAGAAGGAGUCCGUGUUCAUGAGACUCAACAACCGCAUCAAGGCCCUGGAGACCAACAUGUCCCUCAGUGGACGCUACCUGGAGCAGCUCAGCCAGAGAUAUCGCAAGCAGAUGGAGGAGAUGCAGAAGGCCUUCAACCAAACCAUCAUCAAACUGCAGAACACUUCCAGAAUCGCAGAGGAGCAGGACCAGCGUCAGAGCGAGUCCAUCCACCUGUGUUGUAUCAUUUAUGAUUCAUCAUGUUGCUCCGUGCAGGACCAGCGUCAGACUGAGUCCAUCCACCUGCUGCAAGGCCAGCUGGAGAACAUGACUCACAUGGUCAUCAACCUGUCCGUCACACUCAGCCAGCUGCAGAACCAGGUGUGUCUGAGGGAGAAGUACCUGGCGGUGUGUGUGCUGCUGGCCGUGUGCGUCACCCUGCUGCUGUGUGCCAAGUGCUGCAUGUUCAUCAGUCCUCCUGCAGGACCACGGCUGCCCCCGGACACCACCUACACCUACUGUGGUCCUGCCAGCCACUUGACUUCCUGUCAUGACUCCGCCCUCAAGAGGAGCGCCUCCUAUCCACUCAUCAACCCCUCGCAGUCCGACACCAUUAAAGGGGUGGACAGUGUCCAGGCUGAGGAGAGUCCAGCCAACAGGAAGAGGCGGCGGCGUAAGAUGAAGUCCAUUGAGGAAGUGGAGACUCUGACUUCCUGUCUGGCUGCUCCUCCCCCUUUAUGUAACGGUGUGCCCGCCAAGAGACCGUCCUCCAGAGACUGUCCGUCCGAGGCCAGCUCGGAGACGUCGUCCCAUUCAGACGAUCCGUCCUUCUGCGGAAUCACCACGGCUUGUUCCCGCAUCUGCCCCGGGCUGAACCCGCCCAAGACCCGGGCAGAGAGACGGGCGUUAAGACGCAGGCGUCCCAAGCCCACCUGUGCGGUAGUGGACUUCCUUCAGGCCCCGCGUGGGAACAAGACCAAGGCUUUCUCCAUCUCGGCCACGCAGGACAUGAUGAAUAGGAGGAAGUCGGAACCCAGUCCUGGGACCUUUGGCCUGAAUAUUCCCCGCUCAGGACCCGUCUGACAUGAAGAGUCUGCAGGUACUACUCUUCUCUCUAAAAACACGAAGAGUGUCCAUGGUCUGUUGGUACCACUCUCCUCCCUGAAAGUCUUGACAUGAAGAGCGUCCAUGGUCUGUUGGUACCACUCUUCUCCCUGAAAGUCUUGAUAUGAAGAGCGUCCAUGGUCUGUUGGUACCACUCUUCUCCCUGAAAGUCUUGACAU